UCUGGGCUGGGCGCGGGGGGACUGGCUUUGGAGGAGGACCUGCGUGGUGCCACAGUCGCUGACUCCUUCCCUCCAGCGCUCGGUGUGCGGUCCAUGGCCUGCAGACCCUGAAGGGGCGCUGAGCCUCCUCCUGGUGGGCGAGGCACCGCGACACCAGCCAUGAGCAACUUCCAGCUGGAAGAUUUUGCAGCGGGCUGGAUCGGAGGUGCAGCCAGUGUCAUCAUCGGCCACCCUCUGGACACAGUUAAGACUCGCCUCCAGGCUGGCAUUGGUUAUGGGAACACACUCAACUGCAUCCGAACGGUGUUCAGGAGGGAGAGUGUCUUUGGCUUCUUCAAGGGCAUGUCCUUCCCCCUCUCCAGCAUUGCUGUCUACAAUUCAGUGGUGUUUGGGGUCUUCAGUAACACAGAGAGGUUUCUCAGCCAGCACCACUGCAGGGAGCCAGAGGCCAGCCCGCCCCGCACCCUGUCUGACCUACUCCUGGCCAGCAUGGUGGCAGGUGUGGUCUCUGUCGGGCUGGGCACACCUGUGGACCUCAUCAAGAUCAGACUGCAGAUGCAAACACAACCAUUCCGGGAAGCCCACCUUGGUUUGAAACCCAGAAAUGCAGCUUUUGGGAAGCAGCCAGCCUACCAGGGGCCAGUGCACUGCAUUGCAACCAUUGUGCGGACCGAGGGUCUGGCAGGGCUAUACCGGGGUGCCAGUGCCAUGCUGCUGAGGGACAUCCCAGGCUAUUGCCUCUACUUCAUCCCGUAUGUGUUCCUGAAUGAGUGGAUCACUCCUGAGGCCAGCACGGGUCCCAGCCCCUGUGCUGUGUGGCUGGCAGGUGGCAUGGCAGGAGCAAUUUCUUGGGGGACAGCAACACCCAUGGAUGUUGUGAAAAGUCGACUCCAAGCUGAUGGGGUUUAUGUAAACAAAUACAAAGGUGUCUUGGAUUGCAUCACCCAGAGUUACCAGAAAGAAGGUCUUAAAGUGUUUUUCAGAGGCAUCACCGUGAACACUGUCCGGGGCUUCCCCAUGAGUGCAGCCAUGUUCCUUGGGUAUGAACUCUCGCUGCAGGCAUUCCGCAGGGACCACACGGUGACUAGCUCCUGAGUACCAGAGCUAGGUCCCAUGCUGAGUACUUGAUUCUUGGACUUCCACUGGUUCUGCUAUGCUGACUCCACAUAGCCUGUACCCACUUCCCAACAGGACCUGGGCUGGUUGACACAACUCAACCUUAAUGAAGGAACUGGACCCCAACCUCACAGUAGACAUAAUGGGGAGGGUCAGCCAGCAACUCCCCCCUUUCUCAUAGAUUCGGGGGGUCAGUAGUUUUAGUAUGCAUAAGGACCCAGAUUUGAGCAGGCACCAUAUGGAAACAUAAUGCAAAGAGGAAGCUUCAGGAGCAGUGCAGUGGUGCUAUGGUCUCUCUUCUCUUUCAAUCCUUUCAUCUGAAACAAAGAAAAAAAAGAAGGACCUGAUGGAAUAAUAAGGGAAUAAAGUCCUACUGAAAGCCCUGAUAGCAGAAAAAUGGAAUACAGUUAACUCAGUUUUAAAGAAAGAUUGAAAUAUAGAUAUUUAAUUAAAAUUGUGUUGUACAGUAUAUUUGAAAAUUAAUAAGACUCUAUAUU
This is a messenger RNA of Erinaceus europaeus (western European hedgehog), 1613 nucleotides long. It is a transcript of the gene SLC25A48, whose product is annotated as solute carrier family 25 member 48. Gene Ontology annotation, molecular function: transmembrane transporter activity. Gene Ontology annotation, cellular component: mitochondrion. Bases 160 to 1095 code for a protein of 311 amino acids. The transcript is spliced from 8 exons. NCBI's taxonomy places the organism in Eukaryota, Metazoa, Chordata, Mammalia, Eulipotyphla, Erinaceidae. The record is from RefSeq and is a predicted model, not a curated record. Gene Ontology annotation, biological process: transmembrane transport.